Messenger RNA from Neurospora tetraspora, 1045 nucleotides. RefSeq lists its product as uncharacterized. The transcript has a single exon. NCBI's taxonomy places the organism in Eukaryota, Fungi, Ascomycota, Sordariomycetes, Sordariales, Sordariaceae. Bases 144 to 749 code for a protein of 201 amino acids. The record is from RefSeq and is a predicted model, not a curated record.
GCCACCCAGCGGCGCGCCAAGCGAGAGCUGGAAGUCUGUGUCAGGGAAAAGGCUUGUGUCAAUUGAAUUGAUUGGUAGAAGAAGGUGAAGAUUAGGAGGAAAAUGAGAACCUCUGGAAGCCUGGGGCGGCUAGUCUUAAAUAUAUGGAAAUCCGUCCCCAACUAUCCUUCCUGUUAGGCCUUGCUAGGUACCUGAUUUCCUCGUGUACUUGGCUUCCUUCUAUUCUGAAUAACCUCUUCUUAUCUUCGUGGGCUCCUUUUGUAUAUAUAUUGAUGCCUUCCUUCCAGAGGGCUGUAUGCGGGGUAAGUGCUGUGUUGCACGGGCCCGUCGGUGAGGGGUCGGUGCCGAGUCCUGACAGUCUGGAGAAAGAGAAUGACUGGCAGCAGCAGCUGCAGCCUACAGGAUUGGCCAUGCGGCGAGAUAUUGCAGCUGUCAACUCGCCUCACGCCGUGUUCCAGCGCUCCCCAACAAGCAGCGGGAUUGGACGCCGACUGGAAGGUCAGGGUCGCAAGGUUGCACCCGCCUGGGGAGUCUUGGGGAGUCCAGGCAAUUCUGCUAGCCCCGUGCAUUGUGCAGCGACAGUGGAAGAAGUGGAAAGCCCGGCAUGGUGGAUGGAAUCUGCAUUUGACUUUCCUCAUCUUUUUUUGUCUGUUCUUGCCUGCCACCUUAUCCACUUUUCUGCCCUUUUCUUCACCUUGGAGAUCACCACCUGCAGGAAGAUACACCUUGCUAUGCCAUAUACCCAAUAGAUUUGGUUCAACUGUCGCCGAGCGCCCAUUGCAUCUUUCAGCCUUUCGAUCAUCCGGACAUAUCAUCUCCAUACAAAUACAGAGAUAGCGAGCGAGGCGUGCUUACACACCAAAACACCCUACCCCGAACGUGGACCAGAGCCAGACGCAAAGGCAUUUCGUUACUAGGUUCCGCCGAGACGGGAUACCCACCGAACAAUUCCACCGAACUAAGAACGGGGCGAGUCCACCUUUCCGUCGCGCCGCGCCUUUUCUCGGCGCAGGCCUCCCGAAGCGAAGAGACCCCAAUCCAUACU